AUGGAGACUCACCCACUACAUCCGGACGCUCGGUGAAAAAGGCAGACAUCAUUAUGGACUCUGAGUAUCUGAAAAGACACCUGGGGAAAUGUCUGGCAGACGGACUGGCUGAAGUGGCCGAGCAGCGUCCAGUGAACCCCAUCCUGUUUCUCGCCCACUGGCUCUACAAGCACAACGAAAACGUGGAGCACCAGACGCAGAGAAAGGCUAAUAUGUCGCUCCUGGAGGAGGAGCAGGCAGAAGCCAGAGAGGAGACGCUCAAAGACGAGGAGCAAAGGAUCAGUAAGGUGGAGGUUACAGAUCAAGUAACCAAUCCAGAGUCCCCUGAGACGAAACCUCUGAAGGCCAGCAGCUCUUCCCUUUCUGACCUGAAAGAGGAGUCUGCAGAGGAGCCUGAUGAAAAGACUGAAGACGAGCCAGGAAGCAAUGAAGCAGAAGAGACGACGGAGGGGAAUCCAAGUGACAAUCAAGAAGACGAAAAGGAAAGGAGUGAAGAGAAAGAAGUUGACCAAGAAGAGGAAAAGGUGGAUGAUCAACCUAUCACUGAGCAGACUGAAGCAUUACACUCGACUCCCCGUGCAGAUGCUGACGACUUACAAACAAACAAAACAGAAGAGCAACACGACAAACAGACCCCUCGUACUCCUGACCCUGAACACACAGAGAAGGUUGAGUCGAUGACAGAAAGUGGACAGGAGAUGCAGAAUUCAGUGUCUCCAUCUCUUCAGGACGAGGAAAAGGAGACGGACGAUCGACGCACAAGUGAGGCCGCUGAUAUCUCGGCUCCAGCUGACAGUGAUGUAACAGCAGAGGAGAGUGAGAGACCUCUAACUAUUCAAGAGGAAUCUGAAGACCCGCCUCCUGACGGGGAAGACGUCUAGGAGAAGGUAGACUCUGUGGGCCAGCUGAUGACGAGUGGAUAUGACAAAUGAUUUAUGAUCUGUUAAAGUCACACCAACAAAGGGAUAUGCUGAGAUGCUUUUCAUUUCUUAUAGUUUAAGUUGUAAAGGAAUUGUGUCUCUGCUUUGUGGUACUUUUUAAGAAGAUGAAGACGCAGACAAAUCCUGAUUAAAUCCGUGCUGCUUAACAGUCCAAUGAUCCCAAUGAAGGUCAAAUAAUACCAGAAUGUAUAUGUAGUGUGGUGGAUAUAUAUGUGCAAAUAAAUAAGUCUAAACGUUAAAAAUAAA
Messenger RNA from Labrus bergylta (ballan wrasse), 1187 nucleotides. It is a transcript of the gene dydc2, whose product is annotated as DPY30 domain containing 2. Gene Ontology annotation, cellular component: Set1C/COMPASS complex. The record is from RefSeq and is a predicted model, not a curated record. Lineage: Eukaryota; Metazoa; Chordata; Actinopteri; Labriformes; Labridae.